Molecule: messenger RNA, 2111 nt
Organism: Chrysochloris asiatica (Cape golden mole)
Lineage: Eukaryota; Metazoa; Chordata; Mammalia; Afrosoricida; Chrysochloridae
Gene: DCAF8
Product: DDB1 and CUL4 associated factor 8
Exons: 13
Coding region: 114-1904 (596 amino acids)
Cellular component (GO): cytoplasm; Cul4-RING E3 ubiquitin ligase complex
Molecular function (GO): protein binding
Source: RefSeq, a predicted model, not a curated record
UUGAACUUUUCUUAGCCCUUCAGCGAAUCUACAAAGCAUUUUUUGAGGAGCUCAGCCUGGCCUUGUUUCAGUGAUAAAGGAGGAAAGGCUGGCUGCUACAAACAUCAUUCAAGAUGUCCAGCAAAGAGAACAGCACAGAUGGCAAAACAGACUUAGCUAAUGGAAGCCUGUCCAGCAGUCCAGAGGAGAUGUCUGGAGCUGAGGAGGGCCGAGAGACAUCUUCAGGCAUUGAAGUGGAAGCCUCAGACCUGAGCCUGAGCUUGACGGGUGAUGAUGGUGGCCCUAACCGUACUAGUACAGAAAGUCGAGGCACAGACACAGAAAGCUCUGCUGAAGACAAGGACUCUGACAGCAUGGAAGACACUGGCCAUUAUUCCAUCAAUGAUGAAAACCGAGUCCAUGACCGCUCAGAGGAAGAAGAGGAAGAAGAGGAGGAGGAAGAAGAGCAGCCUCGGUGUCGUGUACAGCGCAAGCGAACCAACCGUGAACAGGACUCAUCAGAUGAUGAGCGGGCCUUGGAGGACUGGGUGUCUUCAGAGACAUCAGCUCUGCCUCGACCUCGCUGGCAAGCCCUUCCUGCCCUUCGGGAGCGGGAACUGGGUUCAAAUGCCCGCUUUGUGUAUGAGGCCUGUGGGGCAAGAGUCUUUGUGCAACGUUUCCGUCUGCAGCAUGGGCUUGAGGGUCAUACCGGUUGUGUCAAUACCUUGCACUUUAACCAGCGUGGUACCUGGCUGGCCAGUGGCAGUGAUGAUCUGAAAGUGGUGGUGUGGGACUGGGUACGGCGACAGCCAGUACUGGACUUUGAGAGUGGCCACAAAAGUAAUGUCUUCCAGGCCAAGUUCCUUCCUAACAGUGGUGAUUCCACCCUGGCCAUGUGUGCCCGUGAUGGGCAGGUGCGGGUAGCCGAACUAUCUGCCACACAGUGCUGCAAGAAUACUAAGCGUGUGGCUCAGCACAAGGGAGCCUCCCACAAGUUGGCCCUGGAGCCAGACUCUCCUUGUACGUUCCUAUCUGCAGGUGAAGAUGCAGUUGUCUUCACCAUUGACCUCAGACAAGACCGGCCAGCUUCGAAACUGGUGGUGACAAAAGAGAAGGAGAAGAAAGUGGGACUGUAUACAAUCUAUGUGAAUCCUGCCAAUACCCACCAGUUUGCAGUGGGCGGACGAGAUCAGUUUGUAAGGAUUUAUGACCAGAGGAAAAUUGAUGAGAAUGAGAACAAUGGAGUACUCAAGAAAUUCUGUCCUCAUCACCUGGUGAACAGUGAGUCCAAAGCAAACAUCACCUGUCUUGUGUACAGCCACGACGGCACAGAGCUCCUGGCCAGUUACAAUGAUGAAGACAUUUACCUCUUCAACUCAUCACACAGCGAUGGGGCCCAAUAUGUUAAAAGAUAUAAGGGCCACAGAAAUAAUGCCACAGUAAAAGGUGUCAAUUUCUAUGGCCCCAAGAGUGAGUUUGUGGUGAGCGGUAGUGACUGCGGGCACAUCUUCCUCUGGGAGAAAUCAUCCUGCCAGAUCAUUCAAUUCAUGGAGGGGGACAAGGGAGGUGUGGUAAACUGUCUUGAGCCACACCCUCACCUGCCUGUGUUGGCAACUAGUGGCCUAGACCAUGAUGUCAAGAUCUGGGCACCCACAGCUGAAUCUUCUACUGAGCUUACAGGGUUAAAGGACGUGAUUAAGAAGAACAAGCGGGAGCGGGAUGAAGAUAGCUUGCACCACCCUGACCUGUUUGAUAGCCACAUGCUGUGGUUCCUCAUGCAUCACCUGAGGCAGAGACGCCAUCAUCGGCGUUGGCGAGAUCCUGGGGUUGGGGCCACAGAUGCAGACUCGGAUGAGUCUCCCAGUUCCUCAGACACAUCGGACGAGGAGGAGGGCCCCGACCGGGUGCAGUGCAUGCCGUCCUGAGCCUCACGCCAGGAGGGAUGGGCUGGGGCCACCAACCCAGUCCUGCCUGGGCAGCCCUAACAUUCAACAGAAAUGCACUUUGGACUUUUUGCUUUAGGUAAAAGACAGACAUCCCAGGAGAAGGACAAACCAUUAACAGAGUACCUAGGAGUAGGAGUUGACCCCUGGAUUGGGUUCCAUGGAAAGGUGCAUAGGACUCAGCAAAAA